GACAGGAAAUAAUUUCUGAAUCUUCAACUCUACUGACCUACCGCUUCUGGAUCCAACUAAGCGGUUGUAGCUAUAAUAUGUGCGCGUAGCGGCUGCGUCCAGGCAGACGCGCAGGAGGGGACGAGUAUCAUGUCUCUCGUUAGCAAAGAAGCCCUCGAUCGGCUCUUCUCAGAGCUCAAGAGCAAAAAUGAUGAGGUCCGGUUGCGAGCCGCAGUAACACUGCGCCAGAAUCUUGAGGCCGUUCACAGAGAAUUACCUGCAAGCCAGUUCCAAGCACAUUACAAUGAUAUUACGACGCGCAUUUCGAUUUUGGUCGUUCAAGGAAAUGACACAAAUGAGCGAAUAGGUGGCAUUCAUGCUCUAACGGCUCUCAUCGAUUUCAAAGGCGACGAUGCAUCCCUUAAAGCGACGCGAUUUGUGUCGUGGCUACGACGCAUAUUGCAGGGAAAUGAUACGACCGCCAUGAUAGUAGCUGCCCGUGCUCUCGGUCGUCUAGCAACACUAGGCGGCACAGUCACAGCCGAGCUGGUUGAGGCAGAGGUCAAGACGGCGCUCGAAUACCUACAAACAGACAGGCAAGAGAACAGGAGAUUUGCAGCAGUGCUAACUCUGCGCGAGCUGGCUCGAAACUCACCCACACUACUCUUCCAGUGGGUGCAGCAGAUUCUAGAAGUGAUAUGGGUCGCACUACGAGACCCCAAGGUCAUGAUACGCGAAUCAGCAGCUGAGGCAGUAAGCGCAUGCUUUGAGAUCAUGUCCGCAAGGGACCAGGACAUACGAACAAAGACUUUCACCAAAGUCUACGAAGAGGUCAUUAGAGGCUUCCAGAUCAAUACGAUUGAAUCGAUUCAUGGCUCGCUGCUUACCAUCAAAGAGCUAUUGCUGAAGGGCAACAUGUUCAUGCAUGGCCCGCGAUAUAAAGAGUCUUGCGAGUUUGUCAUGCGUUACAAGGAUCAUAAGGAUGGUCUUAUACGGCGCGAGGUCAUCAAUAUCAUCCCGACUCUAGCUUCUUAUGCCCCUUCAGAAUUUACAAGUAGCUACCUGCACCAAUGCAUGCUGCAUCUUACGGGCUUAAUCAAACGAGACAAGGAUAAGAGUGCGGCCUUUGUUGCAGUUGGAAAGGUUGCGGGAGCAGUUGGCAGCUCGAUUGCACCGUACUUGGAGGGAAUAUUGGGCUACAUUCGAGACACGCUGACGGCCAAGGCCAAGAAUCGAAGCAUCAAUGAGGCUCCUGUUUUUGAAUGUUUGAGCAUGAUUUCCAUCGCGGUUGGUCAGGCUCUCAGCAAGUACAUGCCAACACUACUUGACCCUAUCUUCGCAUGUGGCCUCAGCAAUUCCCUUACUCAAGCUUUGGUUGAUAUGGCACACUACAUACCUCCAGCUAAACAGGUUAUCCAAGAAAAGCUGUUAGAUCUGCUAAGUCAGGUGUUGAGCGGUCGACCAUUCAUACCACUUGGAAGCCCCUACCAUAGCACUGCAAUCCCGCAGAUAUGGACACGGGAUCACAAGGAUCCGGCAACUAUCGAGCACAAGGAAGCUGAAAUAGCUUUGGCUCUGGACACUCUAGGAAGCUUCGACUUUUCCGGUCACAUACUGAACGAAUUCGUCCGUGACGUCGCCAUUCGAUACGUAGAUGCGGACAAUCCAGCCAUUCGCAGAGCGGCGGCCCUUACUUGCUGCCAGCUGUUCGUUCGCGAUCCAAUUGUUUUUCAGACAAGCCACCACGCGAUCCAAGUUGUCGGCGACGUAAUUGAGAAAUUGCUCACUGUAGGCGUUGCCGACCCUGAGGCCGAGAUUCGUCGAACAGUUCUAAUGUCGUUGGAUGCUCGCUUCGAUCGUCAUCUAGGCAAAGCUGAGAACGUCCGCACUCUCUUCCUUGCCUUGAAUGAUGAAGUCUUCGUUAUUCGAGAAGCAGCUAUGACCAUCAUCGGACGAUUGACAACCGUCAAUCCAGCAUAUGUAUUCCCAUCUCUUCGAAAAGUUCUCAUUCAGUUGUUGACCGAUAUUGAGUACUCAAAUAGCGCUCGGAACAAAGAAGAGAGUGCUCGUUUAAUCAGCCAUUUGGUGGGAGCAUCUUCCAAGUUGAUCAAACCCUAUGUGCAACCGAUGGUUAAGGUACUUUUGCCAAAGGCAACAGAUCCGAAUCCUGAAGUUGCAUCUACAACCUUGCAAGCGAUUGGCAAUCUUGCGGAGGUUGGCGGCGAAGAUAUGAAAGAGUUCAUCCCUGAACUGAUGACUAUCUUCAUUGAAAAUUUGCAGGACUUGAGCUCAGACUCGAAGCGAACGGCGGCACUGCACGCUCUUGGACAACUUGCCGAGAGCUGUGGUUAUGUGAUUGAACCGUAUAGGCAGUACCCAGAAUUACUCACAAUCCUGAAGAACAUCAUUCGAGAACAACAAUCGAGUAUUCUCAGACAAGAGGCGGUAAAGCUUCUCGGAAUACUUGGUGCAAUCGACCCCGAUGAACAGGACAAGCUAACUGAAAAGAUUCAAGAGGCGCAGAUAGUUGAGGAAGCAGAGGAAGUUUCGGACGUUUCGUUGAUCAUGAAAGGUAUCACUCCCUCCACGGAAGAGUACUAUCCGAAAAUCGUCAUCCAAACCUUGAUGGGUUUACUGAAGGACAUGUCCCUCGCACAGUACCACUCCCAGGUCAUCGAGGCAGUAAUGAACAUUUAUCAAACGAUGGGAUUGAAGUGCGUCGGAUUUCUAAAAUACGUUAUUCCUGGUUUUGUGUCUGUCAUCCGAGCAGGUGGUCCUAUUGCUGCAGAGGGUUACUUCAACCAGCUCGCAACUCUGGUUCGAAUUGUUCGACAGCAUAUUCGGCCGUUCUUGCCAUCCAUUCUAUCCCUUGUCCAGGAUUUCUGGAGCGCUUCACCACAGCUACACGCGACGAUUCUGACACUCAUCGAAUCCAUUGCGAAAGCCCUAGAGGGAGAAUUCAAGCUAUAUCUUGCUGAUGUUCUACCUUUAAUCUUAAGUGUGCUGGACUCGGAUAAUACAGCCAAACGAACCCCUUCGCAGAGAGUGCUGCAUGCUUUUUUGGUAUUUGGUUCAAGUGCAGAGGAAUACAUGCAUCUGAUCAUUCCGGUCAUCGUUCGUAUGUUCGACAAGAUCGGACAACCUCAACACAUUCGGAAGCAGGCUAUGGAGACGGUCGGUCGCCUAUCAAGGCAAGUGAAUAUCUCUGAAUUUGCCGCCAAGAUAAUUCAUCCAUUGGCAAGAGUGCUCGCCGGACCUGACGUUUCGCUCAAGCCAACAGCACUCGACACAUUGUGUGCUCUAAUCUACCAGCUUGGAGCUGAUUACCUUCACUUCUUGCCAACUAUCAACAAGAUCUUGGCCACGCAGAAAAUACCUCACAACAAUUAUGCCAUUAUUAUAUCCAAGCUGCAAAAGGGUGAAUCAUUACCACAAGACCUUAGCCCGGACGAGAAAUAUGGCGAAGACGAUGAUGACCAUCUGUAUACCGACGUCAACAUGAAAAAAUUAGCAGUCAACCAGCAACAUCUCAAGAAUGCUUGGGAGGCGUCUCAGAAGUCCACAAAAGAGGAUUGGAUUGAAUGGAUGCGUCGUUUCAGUGUUGAACUUUUGAGAGAGUCCCCACAGCAGGCUCUACGUGCAUGCACCAUGCUUGCAAGCGCAUACAAUCCAAUAGCUAAGGCUCUGUUCAAUUCAGCCUUUGUGUCCUGCUGGACGGAACUUUAUGACCAGUAUCAGGAAGAACUUGUACAUGCUAUUGAAACAGCCUUGACUUCAGCAGAGAUUCCCCCUGAAAUCUUGCAGAUGCUCCUAAACCUCGCAGAAUUCAUGGAACACGAUGAUAAGGCGCUUCCUAUCGAUGUGCGAACACUCGGAAUGUACGCUGCUAAGUGUCAUGCUUUCGCCAAGGCCCUGCAUUACAAGGAGCUUGAGUUCAAUGCUGAACAGAACCCAAGCGCGGUUGAAGCACUCAUCAGUAUAAAUAAUCAAUUGCAACAAUACGAUGCAGCUUUUGGUAUCUUGCGGAAAGCUCAAAAUUACAACGACGUUGAACUGAAGGAGACUUGGUUUGAAAAGCUCUUCCGAUGGGAAGAAGCUCUUCGUUCCUACCAGAAGCGUGAGAAAGAGAGCGGCGAAACGUUCGAGACAACUAUGGGUAAAAUGCGCUGCCUACACGCGCUCGGCGAGUGGGAAACCCUAUCCUCGCUCGCUCAAGACAAAUGGAUACAUGCUAGCGCUGAAGUUCGAAAGACAAUUGCGCCACUGGCUGCAGCUGCUGCAUGGGGACUCGGUCAAUGGGAACUCAUGGAUCAAUAUCUGGGUGUUAUGAAAGCUUCUUCUCCAGAUCGAUCCUUUUUCGGUGCCAUAUUAGCGAUUCACCGCAACCAAUUCGACGAAGCACAUGCACAUAUUGACAAAGCACGUGGCCUCCUUGAGACUGAGUUGAGAGCUUUGUUGGGCGAAUCAUACGAUCGAGCGUAUCUCCAGAUCUUGCGUGUGCAAAUGCUUGCUGAAUUGGAGGAGAUCAUGGUCUACAAACACAACCAAGCAUUAGGAAACGUUGAGAAACUUGAGCUUAUGAAGGAGACUUGGAUGAAACGAUUGAGAGGAUGCCAGUCAAAUCCAGAGGUUUGGCAGCGUAUGCUCAAAGUAAGAGCUCUGGUCAUCUCUCCUAAAGACUGCCAGCAAAUGUGGCUUAAGUUUACCAAUCUCUGCCGCAAAAACCAACGUCUGGGACUCGCGGAGAAGUCACUCAACGGGCUACUUGACACUGAUGAACGAGUCUCGGUUUACAUCCAGCACAAUGUUGACCGCGUGGACCCGCAUAUUGCAUACGCGACUCUUAAAUUCAUGUGGGCUACCGAUGAUCGCGAGACGGCCUUGAAGACCCUAAAGGCCUUCAGUGCUCGAUUAGCAGACGAUUUACAGAUCCAAGCUCGCGAAACCCAGAUCAGACCAUCAACAACGAUGAUUAAUGGUGUCAAUGGUAUCACUGACGGCAUUAACGGAUUAAACAUGACCAGUAGUGCCCAGCAAGCUGCCCAAAAGCCACACUUGGAGCGACAUAGAUUAUUAGCCAAAUGCUAUCUCAAGCAGGGCGAGUGGCAGUCGGCGCUGUCUGGUGGCGAUUGGGGGGGAAAUGAGAACGUGCAUGAUAUUCUAGCCGCCUUCAACGCAGCCACAAGGUAUAAUCCAGUUUCGUACAAGGCGUGGCAUGCUUGGGCGCUUGCGAAUUUCGAGGUUGUUACGGCAAUGACUUCACUGGGUGAUCGCGAAACUACCGAGAUCCCCCAAGCAGUCGUGCAAGGACAUGUUGUCCCUGCUAUUGAGGGAUUCUUCAAAUCAAUAUCUCUGUCCACUUCGAGCGCUUUGCAGGAUACGCUUCGUGUACUGACUUUAUGGUUUGCUCACGGUCAUCAUCACGAGGUCAAUAAUGCUGUUAAUGAGGGUAUUGGCACUGUCCGCGUGGACGUAUGGCUUGAAGUCAUUCCACAGCUCCUAGCACGUAUCAAUCAGCCUAAUGCUCGUGUCAGAGCCUCAAUUCACAAGCUCAUCAACGAUAUUGGCCGCGCCCAUCCGCAAGCUAUGGUCUUUCCUCUGACCGUCUCAAUCAAAUCGGACAUCUCAAAGCGCUCUAGAUCUGCACGCGAGCUGAUGGAGGCAAUGCGUGCUCACUCACCUGUCCUAGUUGAGCAGGCUGAUCUUGUCAGCCACGAACUGAUCCGUAUUGCCGUUUUGUGGCAUGAACAAUGGCAUGAAGGUCUUGAAGAAGCAUCGCGUCUCUAUUUUGGUGACCACAACAUCGAAGGCAUGUUCGCAACUCUUGCCCCAUUGCACGCUAUGCUAGACAAGGGCCCGGAGACACUGCGCGAGAUUUCUUUUAUUCAAUCAUUCGGCCGGGAGCUGCAAGAAGCGCGGGACUGGUGCAACACUUAUCGGCAGACGAACGAAAUCGGGGACUUGAACCAGGCCUGGGACCUCUAUUAUCAAGUUUUCCGUAAGAUCGCCCGUCAGCUUCCCUCUUUAAUGACUCUUGAGCUACAGUAUGUGUCGCCAAAGUUGAAGGCCGUGCGUGGUCUACAGCUAGCUGUUCCGGGCACGUACGAGAGCGGUGCACCUCCCAUCACGAUCGAGUCAUUUGACCCUGUGGCUACUGUCAUCCAAUCUAAGCAGCGCCCUCGUAAGCUUGUCAUCCGUGGUAGCGAUGGAAAGGACCAUAAAUACCUGUUGAAAGGCCACGAAGAUAUCCGACAAGACGAACGCGUAAUGCAGCUUUUCGGCCUCUGCAACACUCUUCUCGCCAACGAUAACGAAUGUCGAAAGCGACAUCUAAAUAUCCAGCGCUACGCAGCUAUUCCCCUAUCGACUCAAUCAGGUAUCCUGGCCUGGGUGCCCAACAGCGAUACACUCCAUGUGCUUAUUCGCGAGUACCGUGAUAGUCGGAAGAUUCUUCUCAACAUUGAGCACAGAAUCAUGUUGCAGAUGGCACCGGAUUAUGACAGUCUGACGCUCAUGCAGAAGGUCGAAGUAUUUGGCUAUGCUCUCGAUAACACAACAGGCCAAGAUUUGUAUCGUGUUCUAUGGCUUAAAUCCCAAAGCUCUGAAGCUUGGCUCGGCCGAAGGACGAACUAUACUCGUUCGCUUGCUGUCAUGUCCAUGGUUGGCUAUAUUCUCGGUCUAGGAGACAGACAUCCCUCUAACUUGAUGCUCGAUCGUAUUACGGGCAAGAUUAUCCAUAUCGAUUUUGGAGACUGCUUUGAAGUUGCCAUGCAUCGUGAAAAGUAUCCUGAGAGGGUACCAUUCCGGCUCACGCGAAUGCUAACAUAUGCUAUGGAGGUUAGCAAUAUUGAAGGAAGCUACAGGACAACUUGUGAACAUGUUAUGAGGGUGCUGAGACAAAACAAAGAGUCUGUCAUGGCUGUCUUAGAAGCCUUCAUCCACGAUCCUUUACUUAACUGGAGGCUCAAUCGAGAGUCACCUCCCGAGCCGACAUUCCAGUCGGAGCGUCGUAACAGCCUCAUUGCUGGAAUUGAGACUCGUGGUAACGCAAACCGUCCUUCAAGCAGCGUUGCCGCCGCAGCCGCAAAUGGUACGGUCCCAGAGUCGGGACGUCCGGACAUGUACCGUCCCCGCAACCGCAGUAGUGCUUUCGCCACUAAAGCGGAAGAACAAGAAGCGAAGGAAGUUCAAAAUGCACGUGCCAUUCAAGUUCUGGCAAGGGUCAAGGAGAAGCUCACAGGCACUGACUUCGGGCCAAAGGAAAAGGAUAAAAGCUUGAAUAUUGCAGGUGGUGGAGCUCCAGUAGAAGAGUUGAGAGUCGAUGUUCAAGUGGAUCGUUUGAUCCGGGAGGCAACCAACCUCGAGAACCUUUGCCAGCACUACAUAGGCUGGUGCAGUUUCUGGUAGUUCUACAAUAGACUUGCGCAUUGCCCUUACGUUGGGGAAAACUGGAGUAUCGGUUCUAUUUCGAAGGGCUUUUCGGCAUUCGUGGUGAAGGAAUUGUUAAAGAAGUAGCUUUCGCAAUAGAGAGCAAGGGAUAUAUUACGGACGUUGGAAAGCAUUGCGAGGGCGUUUUAGCUGGGAUUUUCAUGCUUGAUCAUAUCCUUUGCAGCUCAGAUCGUAUGGCACACGCGUUGGUGACUAGAAACACAUGACACAAAUGAUCACGAAUGCAUUUACAUAUUAGGGUGUCGUAACAUUCUGAAUUCACAUACUCGUCACAUAUAUUCC
Molecule: messenger RNA, 7710 nt
Organism: Verruconis gallopava
Lineage: Eukaryota; Fungi; Ascomycota; Dothideomycetes; Venturiales; Sympoventuriaceae
Exons: 4
Coding region: 130-7386 (2418 amino acids)
Biological process (GO): TOR signaling; negative regulation of macroautophagy; protein phosphorylation
Cellular component (GO): nucleus; TORC2 complex; TORC1 complex
Molecular function (GO): protein binding; protein serine/threonine kinase activity; protein-containing complex binding
Source: RefSeq, a predicted model, not a curated record